Sporothrix brasiliensis 5110 is the source of this 2145-nucleotide messenger RNA. Its product is annotated as Kelch repeats protein. The record is from RefSeq and is a predicted model, not a curated record. Lineage: Eukaryota; Fungi; Ascomycota; Sordariomycetes; Ophiostomatales; Ophiostomataceae. The transcript has a single exon. Bases 1 to 2145 code for a protein of 714 amino acids. Gene Ontology annotation, molecular function: protein binding.
AUGGCCAAGGACAAGAAAUCCAAGAGCGAGGGCAAGAAGGCCAAGGCGGCGGAGAAGAAGCAGAAACAGGAGAAGAAGGCAGCGAAGAAGGCCAAGGUCAAGGACGCCAAGCAGCAGGACGGCAGCGAUGCUGAGGAUGUCGACCUCGACCAGGUGCUCGAGGAGUACAGGCGGCAGCAGGAGCUGUUCCUCAAGGUGACAGAGACGGUCGCAGAGGGCCCGCCGCGGGCGCGGGCGGCGGCCAGCUUCCUGGCAUCGCCAGCCAAUGCCAACCAGCUGCUGCUGUUUGGCGGCGAGUAUUUCAACGGCGCACUGGCGACGUUCUUCAACGACCUGCACAUCUACUACAUUGACCGCGACGAGUGGCGCACGGUGACGUCGCCCAACACGCCGCUGCCGCGGUCGGGCCACGCGUGGUGCCGCGGCGGCAACCUGAGCAACUCGGUGUUUUUGUUUGGCGGCGAGUUCAGCUCGCCCAAGCAGGGCACAUUCUACCACUACAAUGACUUUUGGCGGCUGGACCCGGCGGCACGCGAGUGGACGCGGCUCGAUACCAAGGGAAAGUCGCCGCCGGCGCGCAGUGGGCACCGCAUGACGUACUUCAAGAACUACAUUGUGCUGUUUGGCGGCUUCCAGGACACGGCCAACCAGACGCGGUACCUGGCGGACCUGUGGCUCUACGACACGGCCAAUUUCGUCUGGUUUAACCCGGCCCUGCCGCCGGCUCAGCUCAAGCCCGACGCGCGGUCGUCGUUUACGCUGCUGCCGCACGAGCAGGGUGCCGUGCUGUACGGCGGGUUUUCGCGCGUCAAGGCAGCUAGUCAGCCAGGCGGCGGCGGCAAACAGGGAGGCGGCGGCGGCGGCGGACGGAACGCCAUGAAGGCAGUCGUGCACCAGGACUGCUAUUACCUGCGGAUUACGCCCCCACCGGCCACGGACGCACCCGGGACCGCGCCUGUUGUGCGCUGGGAGCGGCGUAAAAAGCCGGCCAAUGCGCCCAACCCGACGCGGGCGGGUGCCACAAUGGCGUACCAUCGCGGGCGCGGCAUCCUGUUUGGCGGCGUGCAUGACGUCGAGGAGAGCGACGAGGGUCUCGACAGCGAGUUCUUCAACCAGCUCUUUGCGUGGAACAUUGAGCGCAACCGGUUCUUCCCACUGGCGCUGCGCAAGCCACGGACAGCAGCGAAGAAGGCGACGGGCGGUGGCGGCGAGCAGCGUGUCGGCCGGCGUAACCGUGCGGCGGCCAACGAGGAAGAGCUCCUGAAACAGCUGGCGGCGCUGGAGGCGACGAGCAAGAAGGACGGCGACGACGGUAGCGACGAAGACGCCAUGGAGCUUGACAAGAAGGCGGCCGAAGACGAAGAAAAGUCGCCGGCGCGGCAGAUGCCCGUGUCGAUGGAGAUGCCGCACGCACGGUUCAACUCACUGCUGGCCGUGCAGGGCGAUGUGCUCUACAUGUACGGCGGCACGUACGAAAAGGACGACCGCGAGUUUACGUUUGACGACAUGCACGCUGUGGACCUGGGCAAGCUGGAUGGCUGCAAGGAGGUGUUUAGCCGGCCAAUGGACGACGCGUGGUACGAGUCGGAAGACGAAGACGACGACGAAGACGAGGACGAGGACGAGGACGACGAGGACGACGAGGACGUCGAGAUGGAGGACGACCCAGCGCCCAAGAAGUUUACGCCCAGCACGCGGAACAAGAACAAGGGCGCAGCCGCCGCGUCGGACACGGCGUCUACGGCUGAUGCGGAGUCGCCGGCCGCGUCGUCGUCGUCGGCGUCUGUGGCAGACUCGGAAGACACCGAAGCCACCGAGGCCGACACACCAGUCGACGACGGCCUGCCACACCCACGGCCGUUUGAGUCGCGGCGAGACUUCUUCAACCGCACGUCCAACGAGUGGCAAGAGAUCCUCAUGACGCAGCUGCGGUGGAAGAACAUCAAGGUGGAGUCGAUGCUGGUCAAGGAGACCAAGACCAAGGCCUUUGAGCUUAGCGAGGAGAAGUGGUGGGACUGCCGCGAGGAGAUCACCGCCCUCGAAGACGAGCAGGAGGCGGCCGGCAUUGGCGAGGUGGUGUCCCUGGCCGACCGCGAGGGUGGUGGCGGCGGAGGCGGCGGCGGUGGCGGAGCGCGGAGGAGAUAG